Rattus norvegicus (Norway rat) is the source of this 4727-nucleotide messenger RNA. The record is from RefSeq and is a predicted model, not a curated record. Lineage: Eukaryota; Metazoa; Chordata; Mammalia; Rodentia; Muridae.
CUCCGCUAGCUUCCAACGCGUGGGAGGGAGAAAUGUGGUGUGGCUGCGCGUGCGCAGAGCGAACGAGAACCCGAACGCUCGGCGCGGCGCGAGAGUCGGUAGCGGCCACAGUUCCCAGGUGAGCGGCUCACGGGCUUCCGCAUCCGGUCGGUCUCCAGCGGGCGAGACGCCCUCCUCUGCGUUCGGGGUCCGUUUCCCCGGUUCGGUGCCCGACGGAGGCGAGCACCCAGGAUAUACUUUUGGCAUCAUGGAUCGGUUUGGCGAUAUCUCAGAAGGUGAAGUGGACCAUUCUUUCUUUGACAGUGAUUUUGAAGACACAAAGAAAUGUGAAAGUAAUUCCAUUUUUGACAAGCAAAAUGAUGAUGACUUUAAGGAAGGAAUAAAUAAGGACAUCAAAAAUUUAAACUUGAAAUUUGGAGUACAAAAUGAUAACCUUAAAGAGAAAAUAGAUAAUGACACAGAAAAUGUGAACGUGAAACUUGGGAUACAAACAAAGGAAAAUUACCUUACUCAGAAGGGAAAUGAAAGGAAACCAAAAUUUCCCUCAAAGGAACAACAUGUAGAAAAUGACCCUAUACAAACAAGAAGUCCCUCAUUGUUGACUUCUUCAAGGUCAAAAAAACUGUGUGAUACCACAAAAGGAAAUAAACUACAUUUGCCUGUUCCAAAUAGAAUUCCUAAAAUUGUGAAAGGUGAGGAUGACUACUACACAGAUGGAGAGGAAAGCAGUGACGAUGGGAAGAAGUACCACGUGAGGUCUAAGUCAGCGAAGCCCUCUAGUAACUUAAAAAAGAACAACACAAGUAAGAAGUAUUCCAAAGCCAGUUCCUCCUCUCUGUCUUCCUCAUCUUCACGAUCAAGCUCAGACUGCUCAGAUAUAGGAUCUGACAUGCAAAAUAAACCUGAUUCAGGUUCAUCAGGGAAACGAGUUUCUAGUGUAACCCCCUCAUCACCAAAGCAGAAGUGUAAGUCAGGAAGAAAAUCAAGUGCUAAACAGAAGGCAGGUGACUAUAAUGCAGAGUCAGAAGACAACGUAACAGACGUAACUCCCGCGUCAACUCCAGACAGCAGCCCUGCCCAGCCAUUUGAGUUGAGCCAAUCACAGAAUCAAAAAGUAAAAGUUAAAAGACAAGAAAAUGUGAGCCGGGAUGUGUAUGAGGAUGUGGAGGCUUUAAAGAAUGAUUCAAGAUGUCUGAAAUCAGCCAAAAGGAAAGAAAAGCAUGGACAGAAUUUUGCUCCAAAAUCAUCAGUGUUAGAUGCAAAUCUAGACCGUAGAUCCAAGCAAAAAGUCUUACAUGACACAAUGGACCUUAAUCAUCUGUUGAAAGCUUUCCUGCAGUUAGAUAAAAAGGGACCACAGAAACAUCACUUUGAGCAGCCUUCAAUAAUACCUAGGAAAAACUACUCUUUCACAAGAGAAGAGGUGAGACAGAUUGAUCGGGAGAAUCAGAGGCUUUUGAAAGAACUGUCAAGACAGGCUGAAAAACCAGGAAACAAAAGUACAAUUCCUGGAAGAUCGCUCGGCCAUCCACCUAAGUUGUAUCACAGUGCUCUCAACAGACAGAGGGAACAGCAAAGGAUUGAAAGAGAAAAUAUGGCUUUAUUGAAACGGCUUGAAGCUGUGAAGCCAACAGUUGGCAUGAAACGCUCUGAACAGCUGAUGGACUACCAUCGGAAUAUCAGUUACCUCAACCCUUCACCGUCCGUCAGACGAGUGAGAUCUACUCUUGGCCAUUACAGCCCACUGAGAGGAGCUUCCAGGACAUCCAGUGCAACCAGUGGUCUCAGUUGUAAGACUGAUCGAUCAGUGUUGGACACAUCCAGUGGCUUUUUGCUAAGACCGAAACCCCCGAAUGUUCGUACUGCUUGGUUGUAAAACCUUUUUUUAUGAUAUACAUUGUUCAUCUGUUGGUCCUGUUUUAACGAUGUAUUUUUCUGUACUACUAUAACUAUUUGCAAACAUCUGUCAUACUUUUCCAACAAUUUAUACAGCAAUGAGUAUAAUUUAUUGUUAUUCAGUGCAAAUUGUUAUCAAAAGACACUUUGAUGUAAAAUCAGUGUUUCAUGCAGUGGCAUAUUUAUAGGAGCCAUAUGUCUAUUUCAUAGAGAAAGGUGUAUGCAUGAAUGUUUCUUCGAUAUAGGAAUUCAGCUGUUGUGCUGACAAAGCAGCAGUGGUGGUAAUCCAUGUUGAAACCAAGACGCUCACUAUAUAGUUCUUAAUCUAUAUGAGUUUCAGUUAUUGUAAGCGUUAAGGUGCUUUACCUUGUAAACUUAAGCGCCUCAUGCUUCUGUCUGCUUUAGACUGUCUGUAACACGAGUCAGCACUUGCUUAUGUGAGUGUUCCACUCCAAAUGAAAAAAACUUGAAAUUUGUUUUCAUGGAGAAGCUGGUGUAGUCUUGAUGAGGAGCAUGAGCAGCUUGUAUCAGUGCAGCUCUUGCUUGACUAACGACGCUUCUCCCUAAGUCUGAUUAUCUAUUCCAAACCGUUUCACCCCAUGAAUGAGGGGUUCACUUUAGAAGCGUCUGUUUCAUGUUUAUAUGCAGUCUGGUAAAAUACCCUUAAGGAUUCUGAGGCAAGAGAGAGGCUUUAACAGCUUCGAGUCUUGUGACUUGUGACUGGUUUGGAUCCAGAUCAUUUGCAUCAUUAACAAAAGCAUGUGUUUAUGGAUCAGGGAGCAACAUUCCCAGCUUGAAGACCAGGGUGUGUUAGAGCAGUGUUUGAAAUGAUACUGUUAGUGUGUGUGCUGUCGUUGUGUAUUUAUUGUAUUAAUAGAAUGCUUAGAGUAAGGAAGAAAUGAUUAGAGAAACCAAAUACAAACAAGAAAGAAACUAAUCACACAUUGGUCACAGCUACUGCCUUAAUGUUAGUGAAUGUCCUUGGCUUGCUUUAGCUGAGUCCUGGAAGCACCAGUCUUCAGUCUCAUGUUUGAAGGUCUGUUAAUCCUCAUGGACUUGCUAGUGACCCACAGAUGUGAAAUAGUUGACUAUGAAAAACUAGAAUAUUUUCCUGUCAACCUAGAGGCUGUUCUUUUGUAGAACAAAGUGUGUGAUAUUUCAUAGUCAUAGCCUUUCAUUGCUGGUCUUGUCAGUAUGCCUUUAGUAAAUACCUUUUAUAUUCAAUGACACGCUUUUCUUAAAAUAUGAAUUUUCCCUGACCACAGAGAGAUCUGUCUGGUUCAGUGCUCAGCACUGGAGCAUGUGGGCCACACCUGCUUCGCCUUCCGUAGCAGGGAGGCCGACUGCCCUUACCAAGCACCAGGUCACACAUUGUUAGUCUCACUUUAAUGGAUGGUGUUCCAGAUAGAGCAGUGAUGGUAGGAAAUGGUGAGACCACAACAAUGCUGAUAUACAUAGCAUACACACACAUACACUCUCUCUCUCUCUCUCUCUCUCUCUCUCUCUCUCUCUCUCUCUCUCUCUCUCUCACACACACACACACACACACACACACACACACACACACACACACACACACGACUAAGGGUUUUUCUGCUGCUUUUGGAGGACUGUAACAUUCUAUAACAAUUUAUUUCUUUGUUUUAGUGAACAAGAUUUUGUACCUGCUCUAUAUACCCCUUUUAAUGUUUUUGUAACAACUUAAAUUUAAAAUGCAACAUUUUGGCAUUUGCUCAGUAGUGAAUCACUUUAAAGCAGAUUUUUGUGGGAAAAAAACUUGUAUAUGUAAAACCUUCUAUGUUCACAGUGGCAUUAGCCUAGGCACAUUUUUGUUGGUCUCUCCAAGUUCCAUAGAUAAACUAGAAUUUGAUUUUAAAUGCUAAUUUAUGUCUUAGUUUUUACUGUUUGGAAGAAGUUUAACUAAGUGUUACUGAUGACAAGGAUUCAACCUCAAGUAAAGGGCAACCAUCUUUUAAAAGCAAUUUAGCUUGUUAUAUUGUAGGUGCAUAGAUCUGGUGACUGUAGAGAUGGGUAGGAGUUAUACUCAGAACUCACUGAUGGACGUCAAGGUACUGUUAGGUAGGAUUAGGAAGCCUUUGCAAUGGAGGAGUCAUGAGUACAUUAAUCUCUUCAGCCUCACCAACACAAACAUGUACUCUUAGCACUGUUGCAUGGUUGGCUGGCUGGUCCUUACCAAGCAUACUUGGAAGGCCCACAUCUGUAGCUAGAAAGCGUGCUGGUCUGCUGCCUAGAGACAGAUCUGAGAACUGUUUUCAUCUCUGUCAAAUGUUAUCUCCUUUUCUAGUAAGUUUUUGUGAGAUUUCAAAUUAUUAAAAUUACUUCUUAAGGAGUAGCUACUACCUCAUCCUCCCCAACUGACUCUUUCAGUCCCCAUCAAAACCUGCUCUAACUGCUAUUCCAGUUAACACUCUAUGGCUUGCUUGUUUAAUAACAUCAUGCACUUGUGCUCAACCCAAGUAUCAGAAACGCGACUCGCGGCUUUGAGAGGUGAUUGUGAUAGGUCUGCUUCUCAUCUGCAGAUACAAUGCAGCAACUCCAAAGUAUUAAGAUCACACUAAGCUGAAGAUGCACCUUUGCCCUGGUUAGCAACGCAAAACCGUAUCGUCAUACAUGCCAAGGCCUUAGCGUGUAGAUGUCUGUACACCGGCACAGCGAAUGAGCUCACUGCUAAUGGCUGAGUUGCUUAUUUUCAUGAACAAAGAUUAGCAAGAAACUGUUAAACCAUCUUUUUAAAAACUGUUCUAGUUUGUCAUAUUUUAGGCAUGAAGAACUAGCUUGGCUUACUGAAGAAAUAAAAGAUUUAAAGAGAA